Molecule: messenger RNA, 1721 nt
Organism: Pantherophis guttatus
Lineage: Eukaryota; Metazoa; Chordata; Lepidosauria; Squamata; Colubridae
Source: RefSeq, a predicted model, not a curated record
AAUUUUUUUCCAUUUUUUUUCCUGCCUUUCCACUGAUUUCCUUUUUAUCGUUGUUGCUAGUUACUUUAUUGAUAUUAUUGCUGCAAUAAUGGUGGUGACUGUGACUAUGAUGAUGUGUUGCUGAUGGUGAUGAUUUAAAAAAAAAAAUGACUGCUGAUUUUUAACCAGAUGAAAAUGGAGUUUUUCUGAAUGAUCCUAACUGACUCUGGGCUUUUAUAUAACCCCUUGGGGGGAAAAAAACACACAAACCAGGUUUUUAAAACACGAUUUUUUUUAAAAAAAGAAAGUGGAUUGAUCACAUGUAACUCUUUUUUUUUCCCCCUCCCUCACUGAUCGCCUGGCUGUCAAGAACAGAACCUGAUACCUCUCCAGAACUUAUUUGAACAACUCAGGAAGUUCCUACGCUUUUUUUUAUUUUUAUUUUUCAUUUUUAAAUAUUUUAUUUCUAUUCGAUUUUUCAAUUGUUGCUGCACUGUGUCUGUGGGGCUGAUCACUCUCUAGCAGUGACAGCCUCUUCCCCGGUCAGAGACCCCACUCCGCCCCUUCAUGCCCUCUCAGUUCCCAUCCUGGUCUUUUCCUCUGCACCGUCCCGUCCCCCCCUACAAGCGCCGUCAUGGAUGCCCAGUCUGGAGUAACAGAGGCAGCUACCAGCGGAGCCUUGCAUGGAGCAGGGGCAUACCCAUCUUGGCUGAUGAUAUUAAUCUGGCUGCGGAGCCGAAGUUGAACCGGGGUAAAGCUGGGGUGAAGAGAUCGGCCACAGAGAUGUACGGGUCAGUAGCCGCACCACCUUCUCCGUCCCCUCUAGUCAGGUCUUCGUUUGACCUUGAUUAUGACUUCCAGCGUGACUAUUACGACAGGAUGUACAGUUACCAAGCACGAGUGCCCCCUCCACCCCCCAUUGCCAGGGCCGUGGUCCCUUCCAAACGCCAGCGGGUUUCUGGCAAUACCUCUCGCAGAGGAAAGAGCGGAUUCAACUCGAAGAGCGGGCAGCGGGGAUCGUCCUCCAAAUCUGGGAAAUUGAAAGGAGAUGACUUGCAAGCCAUUAAGAAGGAACUGACCCAGAUUAAGCAGAAAGUGGAUUCUCUGCUGGAAAGCCUUGAGAAGAUAGAGAAGGAUCAAAAACUGAAGAACGACAAGUCGGAAGAAGAGCAAAGCAGCAGCUCAACCAAGAAAGAAGAGAGCAAUGUGAAGAUGGAAUCCGAGGCCGGGGCAGAUGACUCGGCCGAGGAAGGGGACCUGCUGGACGACGACGACGACAACGAAGACCGGGGAGACGACCAGUUGGAGUCCAUCAAGGGCGACGAUAAGGAACCCGAAGAAGGGGAAGACGACAGAGACAGUGCCAAUGGCGAAGAUGACUCCUAAGAGCCUAACAUUACCUCUCCCCCUCUCUCUGCUCCUUGGCCCACAUGGCGUUCUUCUGAUUGAGCCUCUCGCACCCCCCCUGUCCCCUCUUCCUCCACCCACCCCCCCACCCCAUUUGCUGGCUGCUUCCUCACUGCCCUCCUCCCCUUUUCGCAGCCCUGUGUGUUUUACAAUGUUCGUGUCUUCUGUUUGGGCAUCCGCCCUUCGUCGCCGUCAUCGUCGUCGUCGUUCCACCUCCUUUUCCCUUCAUCCGCUCCUCCUAGUUCAGUUCCAUCCCUUGUAAUUUUUUUUCCCCCUCUUUUAAUUUUGAUACCUCUUUAUUGACUUAACAAUAAAAAAAAGACGUAUUGUUUUUA